AGCCAAAAUCAAGUACAAUUUUCCUUCUUUCUAUUUCUGCUCGUACCGCACUAUAUCCAUCACUGUACUCUGAUUGAUUCCUCUAUGACUUCAUCUUGACGAUGCAAAAGAUUCCAUUUUUCUGUACAAAUCAAUCCAAUUCAUUCACAUUUCAUUGGUUCCACUAGAUUCCAUUUUAUCACCACAUUCUAUAUAUUUUUUCUUCUUCAAAAAUCCUAUUCGGUGUUCCUGAAUUUAAGAAAUUCGAACUAACAGGAAAAAGGGAAUAAUUUUGUGUAAUAUGGGUUGGUUUACGAAGUUUCUCAAUGGCUCUAAUCAUAGAAUUUCAGGAGGGCAAUACAAUGGCAAACAUGGUGAUGAUAGGAUUUGGGAUAGUCAUCAUAGUUCAGUGGAUGAUUUGACGGAUGUCGAAAAAGAAGACAUCGAUCGUGCAAUUGCACUUUCUCUAUCAGAGGAGGAUCUGAAAGGGAAAAAAGUUGUUGAGGAUGACUCUCAGUCUGAAGAAGAUGAACAACUUUGUAAAAUUGACGAGGACGAUGAGAAUGUUGGUAAAGUUCGACAAGAUGAAGAGGACCUUCUAGCUAAAAUUCAGCAGGCUGAAAAUGAACGCCGUGCCAAAGAUCAAGUUGAGGAAGACGAGCAACUUGCAAGGGCAAUUCAAUUAAGUUUGAGCACUGGUUCUCCUCCUCGACAUGGCAAAGAUUCUCUACCUCAACCUUCUCCCCACCUCUUUCCACCAGGAUUCAGAAUCUGUGCUGGAUGCAAUGCUGAGAUUGGCCAUGGAAGAUUUUUAAGUUGCAUGGGAGGGGUCUGGCAUCCACAAUGCUUCCAAUGCCAUGCUUGCCAUCUGCCAAUCACUGAUUAUGAGUUUUCCAUGUCUAGCAACCGUCCUUACCAUAAAUCCUGCUACAGGGAGAAGCAUCACCCAAGAUGUGAUGUUUGCAAGAAUUUUAUCCCGGCUAAUUCAGCUGGCCUCAUUGAGUAUAGAGCUCAUCCUUUCUGGAUACAAAAAUACUGCCCAACACAUGAGCUCGACAGCACUCCUCGUUGUUGUAGCUGCGAAAGAAUGGAGCCAAAGGAUUCAAAAUAUCUUUUUCUUGAUGAUGGUCGAAAGCUAUGUCUUGAGUGUCUAGACUCGGCAAUUAUGGACAGUCAUGAAUGCCAACCUCUCUACCAUGAAAUACUAGAAUUUUAUGAAGGUUUAAAUAUGAAAGUGGAGCAGCAAGUUCCUAUGCUUUUGGUGGAAAGACAAGCACUAAAUGAGGCCAUGGAGGGAGAAAAGAAUGGUCAUCACCAUUUACCUGAAACUAGAGGACUCUGCUUGUCAGAGGAACAAACCGUCACCACAAUUUUAAGAAAACCAAGUAUAGGGGCAGGACACCGAGUCACAGACAUGAUAACCAAGCCUUAUAGACUGACCCGUCGAUGCGAAGUGACGGCCAUUCUUGUUUUGUAUGGCCUUCCUAGAUUGUUGACAGGAUCAAUCCUAGCUCAUGAGAUUAUGCAUGCAUGGCUCAGGCUUAAAGGUUAUCCCAACUUGAGGCCAGAAGUUGAAGAAGGAAUCUGUCAAGUCUUGGCUCAUAUGUGGUUAGAAUCAGAGCUCUAUUCUGGAUCUGGGAAUAACGAUGCACCGUCUUCGUCUUCAUCAUCGUCAAUGCUGCCGUCCUCUGCAUCAUCGAAGAAGGGUAAACGGUCUGAUUUUGAGAAGAAACUUGGCGAGUUUUUCAAAAACCAGAUUGAGUCAGAUACCUCACCAGCCUAUGGAGAUGGAUUCAGAUCGGGUUACCAGGCGGUACUUAAGUAUGGGCUCAAAAGUACCCUUGAUCAUAUCCAUUUGACCGGAACUUUUCCAUGUUGAAAAUUUGAAAGCUAGCAUAAUUUUUUCGCCCAUAUGAACCAAUGCCUCAUCAUGGUCCGGAGUGUUACCUGUCUAGCCCCUCCAAUCGAAUAUCAGUCGUCGGAUUAAUAUGAUGGUUGAUUGAUAGUAUUGGUCUCUUGGUGAUUAGAUUAAUUCAACGACUGAGUUUUUGUUGGAUAGGUAAUGAGAUUCAGCUGCCAUCAUACAAAUAAUUGACAAAUAUUGAGUGUCUUAAAGCACUUUCUAAGAAUUCCAAAAUAGGAGGUAUUGAAUCAAAGGAAAUGUUACCAUAAAUACUUUUUAUUUUCGAUUUCUUAUGAAGUAAUAAAAAUUCUAUGAUACCUUUAGGUUACUCGUUAA
This is a messenger RNA of Medicago truncatula (barrel medic), 2218 nucleotides long. RefSeq names its product protein DA1-related 1. The transcript is spliced from 12 exons. Gene Ontology annotation, molecular function: ubiquitin binding. Bases 281 to 1858 code for a protein of 525 amino acids. Lineage: Eukaryota; Viridiplantae; Streptophyta; Magnoliopsida; Fabales; Fabaceae. The record is from RefSeq and is a predicted model, not a curated record.